GACUUGGACAAGGGCGAUGGCCACGCCGCGGCCACCAGCAAGUCGGAGACCAAGUCCACGACCCAGGCCGACUCCACGACCAAGGCCGAGACCACGACCCGGGCCGAGUCCACGACCCAGGGCAAGUCCACGACGCCGACGCCCGCCAAGAAGGCGCCGGCCAGCGAGGACGAGGAGGAGCCCGGCGGCGGCGGCGACGACGAGGACGAGGACAUGGAAGGCCCGUGGCCCACCCCGUCCCGUCGAGCUGCUCCAGAGAAUCGAAGUGCUGCACGGACGACGCCCACGCGUGCUUCGAGAAGAACGAGUUCUACGCCACGUGCCGGGAGUCCUGCACGGUCGGAAUGGUCGAGGACAGCGACGAGGCGGAGUUCCGGACCCCUUGGUCGUGCUACACCUGGGGCCGCCCGCUCCCCACGACGACGCCAAAGCCGCCGCAGGCGCACGUCUCUCAGGAGCCCGCCCCGUGCAAGAAGCCGUCGAAAACGCCGGUGGCCUCGCUGCGGAAAACGGAGCAGUGCCAGCGGUCGGAGGUCGGCGCCAAGAAGGGCGAGGCCAAGUUGCUGUGCUUCGCCGUCAGCAGGGCCAGCGGCGACGAGCUGGCCCUCGUCCAGAGCCAGAUCUGGGAGUGCGCCGGCCUGUU
This is a messenger RNA of Prorocentrum cordatum, 643 nucleotides long. Lineage: Eukaryota; Dinophyceae; Prorocentrales; Prorocentraceae. The record is from the annotation of a GenBank genome assembly.